Molecule: messenger RNA, 1751 nt
Organism: Dendrobium catenatum
Lineage: Eukaryota; Viridiplantae; Streptophyta; Magnoliopsida; Asparagales; Orchidaceae
Product: lycopene beta cyclase, chloroplastic
Exons: 1
Coding region: 205-1713 (502 amino acids)
Biological process (GO): carotenoid biosynthetic process
Molecular function (GO): oxidoreductase activity, acting on paired donors, with incorporation or reduction of molecular oxygen
Source: RefSeq, a predicted model, not a curated record
CAUUUGCGGCCAAUUAUAUCCACCCAGCCAAAAAGAAACAGGUCCACUAGUUCUUCUCUUCCAGCAUGGUGCCUUCCACACUCUUACCUUCUAUGGAAAGCCUUCUCCUCAUUUAGCUUCCAUCUUCCAAUCUCCCUCAAACCAGCUGAAUCUGAUUCUUUCUCAGCUUCUCAGAUCUUUCAAUCUUCCUUCCACAGCUUCUCCAUGGAUACCCUUCUCCGAACACACAACGAUCUCCUUCCCCUUCCCCCUCUCCUCGCCCCCUCCCCUUCCCCAAAGCCCCAAGUUCCCGCCUUUAUUCCUUUCCUCAAGAAAACCCCACAUCCCCGAUGGUCCAGAACCGCCCUUUCCCUGUCCAGCACCUCAGCCUCCGCCGCCGCCGGGGCCUUUCUUGAACUAGUCCCUGAAGCCAAGAAAGAAACCCUCAAUUUCGACCUUCCCCGGUACGACGCCACCAAUCGCCCCACCCUAGACCUCGUCGUAGUCGGCGGCGGCCCUGCCGGCCUCGCCGUCGCCAAACGCGUCUCCGAGGCCGGCCUCUCCGUCUGCUCAAUUGACCCCUUCCCCAAUCUCGUCUGGCCAAACAACUACGGCGUCUGGGUUGACGAGUUCGCCGCGAUGGACCUCCUCGACUGCCUCGACGCCUCCUGGUCUUCCGCCUCCGUUUUCAUCAACGACGCCACCUCCAAACUCCUCUCCCGUCCCUACGCCCGAGUGGACCGCCGCCGCCUCAAAUCCCGCAUGCUCCUCGCCUGCCUCUCCAAUGGCGUCCGCUUCCACCAAUCCAAAGUCCUCAACGUCGUCCACGAAGACUCCCGAUCCAUCCUUUUCUGCAGCGACGGCACUGCCAUCCCGGCCUCCGUCGUCCUUGACGCCACCGGCUUCUCACGCUGUCUUAUCCGCUACGAUAAGCCCUAUAACCCCGGUUACCAGGUCGCCUACGGCAUCUUAGCCGAGGUUGAAGAACACCCUUUCGAAUUAGACCAGAUGGUUUUCAUGGAUUGGCGAGACUCGCAUCUGAAGCUCCGUCCUGAACUCAAGCGACGGAACGCCGCAUCACCCACUUUCCUCUACGCGAUGCCCUUCUCCUCCAAUCGAAUCUUCCUCGAAGAGACCUCUCUGGUGGCUCGUCCGGGGCUAGCCAUUGAAGACAUACAAGAAAGAAUGGUUGAGCGGUUGAGGCAUUUAGGCAUACAGAUUAAGCGCAUCGAGGAAGACGAAAGGUGCGUGAUACCCAUGGGCGGCCCUCUCCCCGUGCUUCCUCAGAGGGUUCUAGGAAUCGGAGGAACGGCGGGGAUGGUUCAUCCUUCCACAGGGUACAUGGUGGCGAGAACGCUCGCCGCCGCUCCGAUCGUUGCGGAUGCCAUUGUUCGAUACCUUGGGGGCAGCGGGGAGGAGGUUUCGGCCAAGGUUUGGAAGGAUCUGUGGCCAAUCGAGAGGAGGAGACAGAGGGAGUUCUUCUGCUUCGGCAUGGAUGUGCUUCUGAGGCUGGAUCUGGAGGGCACAAGGAGGUUCUUUGAUGCUUUCUUCGGCCUGGAGGCGAGGUACUGGCAUGGCUUCUUGUCUUCUAGGCUGUUUCUGCCGGAGCUGGUGAGGUUUGGGUUCUCGCUGUUUGGGAAUGCUUCUAAUACAUGUAGGUUGGAAAUAAUGGCCAAGGGAACUAUUCCUUUGGUUAAUAUGAUGAAUAACUUGUUGAAGGAUGUAGAAUAUUAAGUGCAUAUGUCCUUUUUUUAUAAAAGUAUUUGCUUCUU